AUGAAGAAGACUAAAUAAAUUAAAAGCUAAUAAAUUAAGAGUGAAUAAAUUAGGAGUGAAUAAAUUAAGAGUGAAUAAAUUAGGAGUGAAUAAAUUAAGAGUAAUUUCUAAAACAUAUUAUAAAUUAUCUAGAAGCAAUAUCUAUAAGAGAAGUACAAGAAGUUGAAAACUAACUGCUUAAAUAAAAGCAUUGCUAAGUUUUAGGCUUUUUGAAGCAUGAAUAAAGAUUAUAUCAAAGUGAAAUUACAAUUAACUUAAAUGGGAAUUCAGAAUUAGUCUUCGAUAAAGAUGGAGAUGUUCUUCAAAUGUAAGGACUCCAGUUCAUAUUUAGUUAAAAAUAUAUUGAUCAUAAUACCAUUUCUAAUAUUAGUCCUAAUUUUGAACAACUUAAGAGAUUAUUUUGGGUUGGUUAGACCAAUGAAAAGGGAUAGAAGAUUGGAAAAUGGAAUGCAUUUUGGAGAGGUGAAAACCUUAAUGUCGGAGGGUUUUACAAUGAUAAAGGAGAAAAAUAUGGAAAGUGGAUUGAAUUAUUUGAGAAUUAUUGGGAGUAAUAAUCAAUCAAAAUAUAAGUAAAGCCCAAAUAACAUACUAAGGCUAAUAUGUAGAUAAUAAGAAACAUGGGUAUUGGAAAAUUCUUUCUAUUGGCUUAGAAAUGUAAAUUAGAAUUAAAUAAUAAAUUAGCGGGGGUGGAGAUUAUUUCGACGGAGAAAAAACAGGAUAUUGGGUUGAUAUCUUUGAAAAUUAUAGUAGGUUGUAAAUCUUAUUAUAUCUUAUAGUUGGUGCAAGGUUAUGGAGAGAGGGAUAUAUAAGAAUGGGAAGAAGAUAAAGGAGUGGGUUCAAAUAUAUCAGAAUAAAAUAGUGUUUUUUAAAUUCGUUAUAAUUUAGAGGAGCUGGAACUUAUAAUGAUAAUUCAGUUAAAGCAGGAGAUUGGACUGAUUUGCAUGAAAACUUUUUUGAGUAUAUUAGAAACUAAAGAGUUUAGUUGGUGUCAAGUGACACAUGAAGGAAAGUAUAAAAAUGGGAUCAAAAAAGGCUAGUGGAAAACAAUUUUUGAAUAAAAAACAAUGUAAGAAUUUAUUAUCAUCUUAGAGCAUAAGUAACCUACAAAGAAGGAGGAAUAAAGGAUGGAGAUUGGUCUGAGACUUUUAAUAACUUCAGUGUGUAAUAUUUCUAUUAAAUUUGAUAGAAAUAAUUAGACAAAAUAUAUUUGCAAGUAUAAUGAUGGGAAACCACUCAAAUAAUUGUACAUAAUUGAUAAAUUGACUGCAAUGUAUGGUUUGAAAUAAAUAAAUAAGUGGGGGUGGCACUUUUAAUGAAAAUGGAAUGAAAAAUUGGAAAUGGGUUGAAAUACACGAAAAUUAUUAAGAGUAAUCCAUAUAUAAAUAAAAUAUACUAGUUAUGGUAGAGUGUUUUAUGAAGGAAUAUAUAACAAUGACAGAAAGGAAGGAAAAUGGCAUAGUAUUUAUAAUGGAUAUUUAAUGUAAUUAUUUUCUUUGAUUAAAUAUUCAGAGGUGGGGGGAGUUAUUAAUUUGGAUUAAAGGUUAAUAAUUGGAUUGAUUUACAUGAACAUUUUUAAGAGUAAAUUUACAAUGCAUAUAUGAUGAAUAGUUCAUGUUAGGUGAGUUUUAAAGGAGAGUACAAAAACGGAAAGAAGGUUAAAAAGUGGGAUACAUUUUAUAAAUAAGAUAUAAAGUAGUGAAGAAUUAUUUAAUUAUUUAGAGGAGGAGGUUUAUACGAUGAAAAUGAAUACAAAAACGGAAGAUGGAUUAUUUUAGAUGAAAAUUUCGGAAGGUUGCAAAUACUACUCUAAUUUUAUCAGUCUUUGUUAGGUUACUUGGAGUGGAUAAUACAGUAAAGGAAUAAGAUUUGGAAGAUGGGAAAUCUAUUUUAAGGAUUAAAUUAUGUAUUUUCAGAGAUUUUAAUAUAAGUGGAGGAGGAAUCUACGAUUAUAAUGGCAUAAAGUAGGGCCAAUGGGUUGAGUUACAUUCUCAGUUUUGGGAGUAAGAUUUAUUGAUAAUUAGUUAAUAAUGCAUCAGAUUUAAGGGAGAGUAUUCGGAUGGAAGAAAACAAGGAUAUUGGGAGACAUUAUAGUAGAAUUAAAGAAUGUAGAAUCAAAUAUUAUUAAAUUUAGUGGAGGAGGAUAUUAUGAUUUAGAUGGAAUGAAGCAAGGUAAAUGGAUCCAGUUGCAUCAAAAAUUUUUGAAGUACUUGUUUAAUGCUUAAGAAAAGGUAGAAUCUAUUUUUUAUUGGGGAUUAUGUGGAUUCAAGAAAAAGUGGAAAAUGGGAUGCCAUAUUAGAUCAGAGAUUAAUGUUAAUUUAUUUUACAUAUUAGAGGGUGUGGUUUGUAUGAGGAUAAUGGAUAGAAAAUAGGAUAUUGGAUAGAUUUACAUGAGCCUUAUAUGAAGUACAGAAUAGUAAUUGAUCAUAGCUCUUGCAUUAGUUAUUUGGGGAAGUACAAUGAUGGAAAGAAGUAUGGAAAAUGGAAGACCUUUUUUUAAUAUCAGCAGAUGUAUAGGAGGUUGAUUAUUCACAUAUAGCGAAGGAGGGUAUUAUGAUGAAAAUGGAUACAAAAGUGGAAAAUGGAUAGAAUUGGAUGGGAAUUAAAACAAUUAUAGAUUGACUAAGGAGACAGAAUAUAAGGAUGAUAUAAGGUAGUGAAG
Molecule: messenger RNA, 2659 nt
Organism: Paramecium octaurelia
Lineage: Eukaryota; Ciliophora; Oligohymenophorea; Peniculida; Parameciidae
Source: the annotation of a GenBank genome assembly